Molecule: messenger RNA, 6302 nt
Organism: Gloeophyllum trabeum ATCC 11539
Lineage: Eukaryota; Fungi; Basidiomycota; Agaricomycetes; Gloeophyllales; Gloeophyllaceae
Exons: 23
Coding region: 12-6302 (2096 amino acids)
Biological process (GO): mRNA processing; mRNA export from nucleus
Cellular component (GO): THO complex part of transcription export complex
Molecular function (GO): mRNA binding
Source: RefSeq, a predicted model, not a curated record
GACAGCUGGUGAUGGAUGUGGUCACCGGCAUCCGAGACAACCUGAAGAACUGGCGGACGGGCGGCGAAGCAGAAUGUCGCAAUACCCUCAUUCACCCGCACAGUACCCCGACGGACCCGAGCUCUGCGGACCUACUUCUGACGGCGUACCACACACUCGUCAGCGCGACGCUCCCAAGCUUUUCGCCGCAGCCCGCGCUGACCCCGGGGGAGCUCGCGGCAUUUGUGGAGGGCCUGCUGCAGAGCCUGCCGUCGUCUUCGAGCUCGUCAGAGAAGAGCGCACAGGCGGUAACGUUUGGAGAGCUGCUGGUUGAUUUGCUUUGGACGGUCGACGCGGCGUGGAACGAGAUUUCGCCUGAGAAGGACGAGAAGAGGAAGAAGGAGGAGGGCCAGGAGAAAGAUGAGAACCAGGAACGGGAGGAGAGCCUGAGAAAGGAUAGGGAGGCGCUUGCUGAGCUUGUCAAGGAGUUUUUGGCUCGAGGCAUCAUCGACCCUCACUUGUGCAGAGAGAGAUUGGAUUCCAACACUCUUGAGAGAGCCGGUCUUGUCGUGAGCAAGGCUACCUUUAACACGAAGGAAGUCCGGGUGCGAACGGGGCUGUUCUACAAGCAGAACAAGUUCAACCUUCUCCGCGAGCAAUCCGAAGGCUAUAGCAAGCUGACCACGGAGCUCACCAGCAGUAUCGGCCCUGCGCACUCACCCGCCACUGGCCGUCCCGUCGAGUCCUGGCAGGAGAUCGCCGCUCGUGCACAACCCGUGUGGGAGCACGUUGUGAGUCUCAUAGGUUACUUCGACCUUGACCCAAACCGCGCCCUGGAUAUCAUCCUCGACGUGUUCUCGGUGCAUAUCGAGACGCAUUACAGUUUCUUCUUGACUCUUUUGUCAUUCUCUGCCUGGUCAUGCGUAGAAUGCAAGCCUCGGGAGGAGGAUGCGAAGAUGGACACAGAUGGGGGUGACGGCGGUGGGCAGGAGGGGGCAAAGAAGGAGGAACCGGCGGAAUCCGAAUUCAAAGGCAAGUCGCUCGACGAGGUGCUAAUGAUCGCGGAGUCGAAGACACAGCCCAUAUUCGAACCCACCGCGGCUGCGAGUAGGCGGUCGAAAUCGCGAGUGAUGGCUCAGGUUUUGGGUUUCAAGUUUCGUUACUACCGAUCCCCCGGUGCUGAGGAACCUAAACGAAAUCUCUACCUCAUGGCUGCACUUCUCAUUCGCGAAGGAUUCAUCACACUAGAGGAGUUGUAUCCCCACAUUUGUCCUGAAAAGGAGGAAGAGGAUGAUAUGGACAAGGCCUACAAGGAGUAUCUCGCGUCUAUUAACUCGAGGAUAGACGCGGCGAAGCUCAGCCAGCUUGCUUUGGCGGCUCCCUUAGAGUCAAGCAACACGCCUUCGUCGAGCAAACCUCGUCCGGCGGCUCCCGCUGAGGCCAAAAAGGCUCCUGAGCCGAAAUCGACGGCGGAGCAGAAAGCCCGACUUCUCGAAGCUCUUUUGGCUGUGGGAGCCCUCCGGCCUGCUCUCUCAAUAUUGUCCUCAUAUCCUUGGCUGGUGGACGCGCACACUGAGAUCGCCGAUCUCUUGAUUCGUGUGCUCACGGAGAGCAUCGAACCACUCCACAAGUCAAUAUCGAGGCAGCUGAACCCGAGCUUCCGUCAGUCUAGUAUGCGGUAUUCAAAAGAGGCAGGUCGAGUCGUACAACCUCCUCCUCGCACAUUCAAGAUCACCUUGUGGGCGCCUACACCCCCUCCCACCUAUCAAACUGAGUUUGUAUACUUCUUCCCGUAUUGGACGGAGAGAGUCCCCGUCGCUCAAACCUUGGAAGACUUGGCUGAUGUCGUGGAACCCUUGCUGGCGUUCGUUCGCGUUCACGUAUCGCGUGAUGCAUCGUUUAUGACCAAGAUCGUACGCUUGGGUCGGCACCACAUAGCAACCACGGUGGAAGUCGACCCGACGACGAAGAAGCCUAUUGGCCAGCCGGACGGGGAACAUCCCAUUGUGAAGUUCUGGUUUAAGAUUGCAAGACUCUACGUGCUGCCUGCAUUGCCCCUUGUGCGCGGAAACGCAGUAUUAGCCGUGGAUGUUUGGACCCUCCUCAGGAACUUUGAAACGACGAUGCGAUGGCAGCUUUAUGGGGAGUGGCGGACGAAGACAUACGGAUCACACCCAGAACUCCGGGUCCGUCGGGUCCAAGCAGAUCGAGAGUCAAAAGCCAUCCUACGUCGCCUUUCCCACAACACUAUCGACACUUUGUCCGGGAAUGUCGCCAAACUUGCACACUCUAAUCCGUGCAUUUUCUUUGCAAAUGCUGUCAAUCAGAUCAUGGCGUACGAAAAUCUGGCGAACGUUGUUAUUCAGGUGUUGCGAUAUGUGACCAAUUUGGGCUUUGAUGUCCUAGUAUUCUUGAUCCUGGAUGCUUUUGCGAAUCCCAACAAAGCUAGGGUCAAAGAUGACGGAGUCAACACAGCCGAUUGGUUGACAAGCCUCGCAUCUUUUACAGGGAUGCUUUUCCGUCGGUACAGCGCAGACCUGACUUCUCUGCUCAAGUAUAUCGUGAACCAGCUUUUCAAUGGUGAGGUGACGGAUACCAUCGUCCUCCGGGAGUUGAUAUGGAGAAUGGCUGGCAUCGAGCCGUUGCCUAAUUUGAAUGAAUCGCAAAUAAUCGCCAUGGCCGGAGGACCGCUCCUUCGCAUUGAAGCUGUAGCAUCGACCACAAGAGGUGCUCGCCAGGAUCCAGGAGACGCUGCGCUCAAAGGUCCUGUCAGGCUUGCAAGGGCCUUGCUGGACUCGGGUUUGGCUUUGCCGCUACUCAUCCAAGUUGCGCAACUGCGACAGUCCUGCGUGUUCACUGGCAAAGACACGCACCUCAAGGCACUUGCGGGACUAUUUGAUGCGACGCAUGGGGUGUUCCUGCAAUACUUGGAACUCCUUUCGUCGCCGUCGGUGAUCGAAGCCCAUGAGUACGAGAAACUCAUACCGGCACUCGCGGAACUUGCUCAGACAUAUGGCAUUCGCGUUCCUGUCUGCAUGCAGAUCAUUCGUCCUAUCUUGCAUAAGAAAUUGCUAGCUGCUGCACUGGAGAUGCAAGAGAAGGAGCAAGAGAAGGAACGACUGGCUAGUGAAGAGCAGGAAAGACGCCUGAAGGCUGCGCUCACUGCAAAACGUGAACCUACCUCUGCUACAUCCAGGGUUGCUUCCCCUGCCGUUGGGGAAACAGCUGCGUCAGUGGACUCUCCGGAAGAUGGGAAGCCCUCUGUCUCUGCUUCCAAAUCUGACGAUGCCACAAUGGAGAAUAUGGAUGUCGCGCCUGGGAUGACUACUAAUGAGCCCUGGAUCCCCGAAUUGCGCCUUCUUUUUGAUGACGUUAGGAAGGUUCUCCCUAGGGAGGCAAGCCAGGUUAUUGGUCCGGCGUUCUACCUCACGUUCUGGCAACUUUCUACGUAUGACCUGUCCCCGCCAGGGAUUAGAUACGAGGAGGAAGUCAAUACAUUGAGAUCGCUCGCGCGGCAGGAGGAAAAUAAACAAAAUGCCGCUCAACGGUCCUCAGACAAGGCAAGGAGGUCAAUGCAAGGGUUACACAAGUCGAAGCAUGAGCGUUACAACGACUUCGCUAACAAGUUGACUCAAGAAUUGAAGGAGCAGACGGCUUCACGAGCGUUCACGCUCAAACGCCUUGCACGAGAAAAACAAUAUUGGUUCGCCCACAGUCGAACGGCUGGUGCCCUUGCUGCCGCAUUCAUCGAGUACUGUUUGUUGCCGAGGUGUCUCCUAUCCCCGAUGGACGCCGACUACUCUGCACAAAUUAUCAAGGUCAUUCAUAACAUGGGCACGCCAGGAUUUUCUACGCUCAUGGUUUACGACAAGCUGCUUGGAGAUCACGUUGGGGCAGUGCUUUUCUCGUGUAGCGAAUAUGAGGCAAGAAACUACGGGCGGUUUCUGCUGGGACUCUUGACGGACACUUUGAAGUGGUAUCAGGACGAGCAGUUGUUCAAUCAGGAAAAUCGUAGCAAAGCGGGCGGCAAGACAGUCUUACUCCCCGGCAUGCAAUACCGCUGGUCAUAUAAGGCCACUAUCUCCCAAGACGAUCUUAUGAAAUUCCCGGACUGGCAAAAGGUGGUGAAGAAAUGGCAUAGAAAGAUAGGGAAUUCGCUUCGCGCUUGUAUUAAGACGGGCGAAUUUAUGCACGUAUACAAUGCUAUCGUUGUACUGAAGGAGCUAUUGCCUGUAUUCCCUCUCGCUGCUGUAGUGCCGACGGCAGGACAUGAGCUUGACAAGUGCAUGCGAGAGUUCCUACAGAAGGAGGAGCGGGGUGACCUCAAGAUUCUUGGACGGGCGUACCACGCGAGUCUGCAAAAACGAGAGUCGUUAUGGGCUGUACCGGAGCUUAAGGACGCCCAGUCCACUUCGGCUUUGGCAAGACCUCCCGUCUCACAGACCGACCACACAAGGACGACUGGUCCACCCAAUGGGGCCGAGGCCGGUGCGUCCAAUGCCCGUGCUGGGGCACCACAGACAACAGCUCCUAUUGCGCCACGCGCACAACUCGCGGGAGUAAAUGGGGUGACGCAUGGACCGGGAGAUAAGUCAAACGCUGGAUCGGGCUCUACCAGGAGUGCAUUAGACAGCAUCCCGCGGCCUGAGGUCGUUAAGCGAAUUCGGCCAGAAUCCAGAAAUGGGGAUACCGCGUCUGCCCCUGAUCGCCCCUCGUCUCUGCCAAAUAAGUUAGAAGCUAUGGAUGUCGACUCCUCUCCUGGACGUGCAGACAAUGUCCCCUCCGGGCCGAAACCCUCCGACGCUCCACCUCAGGCGUUCGAGACAUAUCGCGACCCGCCACCCCUUCUAACACAGGGUCUCCUCAUCCUCAUGCAAAUCGAGACAGGCCUUAUGAAAACGGCGCUCAUGUUGAAGCGCAACCCGUUAUGCCUCCUCCGUCUGUGCCAAGUCAGACCGUUUCAGCUCAGGAACUCCGUGAGACGGCACGACAAACCAUUGCACCAAGGUCUGCUGCUGAGAAGGACGACGAGGCGGUGCCACCCCAGGGUUCUCGACGGCGGCCGUCGUCGCCCCCAACUCGACCUGGUACUCGGCCACCGAGCGUCGAGAGUCGCGGAAGUGGGGGUCGGCCUCGGUCAGAGACGGGGAGGACGGAUGACAGGAGAUCCGAGAGGGAUGCUCGGCGGGACGCCCGGGAGCCGGCGCCCUCAGAUCGUCGUGACUCUCGAGAUCGCAGUGCGCGAGACCGAGAUGCCGACCGCGAAAGAGAUAAAGACCGGGGUCGUGACAGGCAUGGUGAGAGAGACAGAGAUCAUGGCCGUGAUCGAGAACGGGAGCGUGAUAAGGAACGCGACCGCGAUAGAGAUCGCGGCGAGCGCGACAGGGACAGAGACCGGGACAGAGACCGAGAAAGGGAUCGUCACCGAAGGGAUUACAAAGAUCGGGAACGCGAUUCUAGGAAAGACCGUGGACCCUCGAGUGCUCUUGGUUCCGUUGGCUUUGAUGAUCAUGGGUUACCCCAGAGGCCAGAUCCGUCAAGACAUCGUCCUGCAGGCCAUGAUGAUCCUAGUAGAAGGAGGCGCCUUGACGAAGAUGACUCCGACCGAGGCCCCAAGCGAGCGUCGCGAAGGGAAGGGCGUGACACCCAUCGCGACGACCGAGCACGGCGUCCAUCUGACAAGGAUGGUCAUGAUCGAGCAAGAGACUCUGAUAGGCGUAGAAAAGAUCGCGACGGCCUCGACAGUGACAACCGAAGCCAUUGACAAGCGGGUGCCGGAAGGCCCCUCGACAAAGGCGUUACCCCCGACUACUCCCUCAGCUCCGCGAGCCAUGGCUUCUGCUGAUAUAUCCCGGAGCAGCAAGUCGGAUCCCUUGCGAGAGAGGGAUAGGAGACCCUCCAGGGAUUCAGGUCCGCAUCUCUCUCAGGGCACACCCCCUGCUGGCCGUCCUCCAGAGCCUGUUGGGGGUAGCUUGCGAGCCAGGAUAAGUGACAAGGAAGGCUCGCGAUCAAGCGGUCAAUCCUCGGAACUCCCUUACCGGGUUGAGACGGACAGGACGCGUGCUGAUAGUACAAGAGACAACGACCGUGAUGCCGGCAGGAAGAGGACCCUUUCUGAGCGUGAAAGGGAAGGUAAUGAGGCGCCUGUUAGUGGUCCACCAGAGCAGCAGGGGCAACCUCCCAAGCGACCUCGCGUUGUGCAAAUUAAUCGCAACCGUUACGGACAAUCCACUCAGUCAAGUUCUGCCUCAGCAUUGGCUCGGAAGGGACUACCUAUAGAUCCUGCCCGAACGGACAAACCCAGAGGUGGAAGGGACGAUUAA